CACUUCUCUCUCUCUCUCUCUCUCUCUCUCUCUCUCUCUCUUCUGUAGGAAAAUUGAAUUGCAAUUUGCAACUGUACAUUGAUGAGACUAAAGCUUUCAAGCCCCUCCCCACCCUUCAAAAAGUUCAAAAACUACGCGUCCUUUCCAACACUCACACUCACACGCACAACCAAACACCCCAAAACCCUAAUCUCGCUCUCUCUGGCAUCUCUCUUCAGAUUCAUGCUCAAUUUUCACAGCCGAUUACAAUCUCAACCGAUCCUGGUCGAUUCUCAUGGACGACGACAAAGACAACCGCGAUCCAGUUAGCAAGACCGAGUUCACGACUCAGUCCACCUGGCCACUCGACUCGGACAGCGCCUACUUCUUCUCCAGCCACGACGUCAGAGACAACACACUCCUCACUGAAUUCGGCUGGAACUUCCACCCGGACGGCUCCAGACCCGACGGCUUUUCGGAACUUGACCCGAUCGGAACCCGCGACAUGUCCGAUUUGACGGCAACUAGUAGCCAGCUUGUUGCGGACUGCUUGCGACCCGCCGACAGCAGCAGCAGCAGCACCGCGGCGUUUCGGAGCUCCGACCCGGCCCCCGUCGUCGGAUCCGCUUCGACGAACCCGUCCGUUUCGUCGACCUCCAGCGAGGAUCCGCCGGAGAAAUCAACGGGGUCCGGCGGCAAACCACCACCUGAGAUACCGAGUAAGGUUAAAAAGAAGGGGCAGAAGAGAAUCCGGCAGCCACGAUUUGCAUUUAUGACUAAGAGUGAAGUUGAUCAUCUUGAGGAUGGGUACCGCUGGAGGAAAUAUGGACAGAAAGCUGUCAAAAACAGUCCCUUUCCAAGGAGCUACUAUCGCUGCACAAAUAGCAAAUGCACAGUGAAGAAAAGGGUUGAACGUUCCUCUGAAGAUCCCACGAUUGUAAUUACCACGUACGAAGGCCAACACUGCCAUCAUACCGUUGCAUUCCCCCGGGGCGGAGUGAUUGCUCCAGAAUCUGGCUUUGCAGGCCACCAGUUGGCGCAGCUGCCUCCAGUCAGCUCACACUUCAUGUAUUAUCCUGCAAUUCAACCCAGAGAACGAGUUAGUCCUGUUAACUUGACACGAACGACUUCGCACCAAUUAGCAUCCCCACGUGGUGAUGAUGAUGAUGAUGAUGAUCAAGCUGCAGGAGGAGGAUCAUCCCACAGCCUUGAUCCACAGACAAGUGCAGUUCCUACAGAUGAAGGGCUUCUUGGGGACAUUGUACCUCCUGGGAUGCGUAAUCGAUGAGAUGGGUAAAACGCAUUGACCUUAUUCAAGCUCGGUCAACGUCGCCAUAUAUAUAUAUGCAUGCAUGCAUAUGCGGGUAGCAGCUGCAGU
Molecule: messenger RNA, 1357 nt
Organism: Prunus avium (sweet cherry)
Lineage: Eukaryota; Viridiplantae; Streptophyta; Magnoliopsida; Rosales; Rosaceae
Gene: WRKY57
Product: WRKY DNA-binding protein 57
Biological process (GO): regulation of DNA-templated transcription
Molecular function (GO): DNA-binding transcription factor activity; sequence-specific DNA binding
Source: RefSeq, a predicted model, not a curated record